UACCUCCAGGAAGCGCCUCGCACCAGCUUCACGUGAAAAUCACGUUUUUAGAGAAAUCUACAUUUAACAACAUGAUUCGUCCAGCCGAGUCUCUACUUAAGUACGACAAUGCUGUCCUUGUUACGAGGAGUACAGAAAAGAAGUCUGUCAAGGCUAGGUCUUUGAAAGUGAGCCCACAGCCACCACCUAUAACAAGCCCAGUCCCCCCUCCACCAAAGCCCAAAUGUCUGGAAGCAGAUGCCAACAAACAGCAAAUGGAGGAAAUCCUAAAUGUCAUCCUGCCUCCCAGAGAGUGGAUGGAAGGCAGCCAGAUGUGGGUGCAGAAGGUGUCAAGCACACCUUCUACACGUAUGGAUGUGGUGCACCUUCAGGAACAGCUGGACCUGAAGCUACAGCAGAGGCAGGCAAGGGAGACUGGGAUCUGCCCCAUCCGCAGGGAGCUCUACUCACAAUGCUUUGAUGAACUCAUCAGACAGGUGACCAUCAACUGUGCAGAGAGGGGCCUGCUGCUACUUCGGGUCCGAGACGAGAUUCUUAUGACAAUUGCAGCCUACCAAACUCUGUACGAAAGCAGUGUGGCAUUUGGCAUGAGGAAGGCACUGCUGUCUGAGCAGGGCAAGUUUGAAAUAGAGAAGAAGGUCAUGGUCCUAGAAAAUGAAAAGAAGGAUCUGGAGCGGCAGCUAAAUGAACAGAAAACAAAGUGUGAAGCCAUUGAGAAGCGGGAGGCAGAGCGGAGACAGGUUGAGGAGAAGAAACACAUGGAUGAAAUACAGUUCCUUAAGCGCACUAACCAGCAGCUCAAGGCCCAGCUGGAAGGAAUAAUUUCCCCGAAGAAGUGAACUGCUCUUAAUCAUAUGUGCCACUUAUAAUUAUAACCCUUUUAUCAUUGUUUAAUCUCAGCCAUUUCCAUGUUCUCUUUACUCUUUUGAAAGACCAAAACAUUAGGUGUGAAAACAUACCAAUAAGGUACAAGAAGCAGUAGCUUCUCAAAUAACCUUUCAUUUGGGGAAAGGAAGCACAGUUUUUUUGUGCCCACUUAAUAGUAAAUGAGACUUCAUGUAGCGGGAACAUUUUCAUUGUCACUGCUUCUCUGAAUAAUAAUUUGUAAGGUGCCCUUUGGAAUUAAAUGCUGCAUGUCUUCAAUACUUCACAUAGCACUCAUGCCCUUUCCUCCUGAACUCCCCAAUAAUGAAAUGUACAAAGAAAAGGAUAUUAAAUGAUUUAUUUUA
Molecule: messenger RNA, 1229 nt
Organism: Scleropages formosus (Asian bonytongue)
Lineage: Eukaryota; Metazoa; Chordata; Actinopteri; Osteoglossiformes; Osteoglossidae
Product: axonemal dynein light intermediate polypeptide 1-like
Exons: 6
Coding region: 72-839 (255 amino acids)
Cellular component (GO): axoneme; ciliary base
Molecular function (GO): dynein heavy chain binding
Source: RefSeq, a predicted model, not a curated record